AGGACGCUCCAAGAGAGGACGUGUUUGCACAGAGAGCUGCUUUUUCAUUCAAAGAGUAUAAAGUAGUACCAACGUUUGGAUCGAUAUCUGCAUCGAUCUGCCCACCCUUGUCUCCUGGAUCGUAGCUGAGAUCAGCGUGAACCACGUGGGUCUCUGCUCCCUGAUCUGUUUCCUGUGUUUGGAAAGAGUUCCAGCUUCAUCACGGAGUUUCUCUCGGUUUGUGGGAUCAUCUAAAGCUGAUCAGCAGGAGGAGAAGAGUCUGACGGAGCAGCAGAGGAACAUUUUCAGCCAUCUGGACUCAGCUGAGUCACUACAGAGGAAACAAUGAGCUCAACACAGAAGGACCAACAUGGAGCGAGAAGUCAGCGCUCUCAGGAGGCCGACAAACCUCACAGAAGAAAGAGAGAGAAAAAACACACCUGUGACGAGUGUGGGAAGGGUUUUACUUUGAAGGCUAAUCUAAAACUUCAUCAGGUCAUCCACACUAGAGAGAGACCGUUCAGCUGUGACUUGUGCGGAAAGUGUUUUUCCUGGAAGAAUGCUCUAAAAAGACACCAACUCAUCCACAGUGGAUUUAAAGCGUACAGCUGUGAUCAGUGUGGCAGAGCUUUUACUCACAGUAGCACCUUACAGAGUCAUCUAGUUACCCACUCUGGAAUUAAGGCAUACAGCUGUGACAUUUGUGGAAAAACUUUCAGCCAUAUAAGGUACCGAAAUAUACACCUACGCAUCCACACCAGACAUGAUGUGUACUGCUGUGAACAGUGUGGCAAAGAGUUUACAACAAACACGCAGUUACAACACCACAUGUUCACCCACACCGAGGAGAGACCUUAUAAAUGUGACCUGUGCGAGAAGACUUUUAAAGCUCCACAUCAACUGAGACAACACCAACAGAUCCACACCAGAAAGAGACUCUACAAGUGCAGUUACUGUGAGAAGCAGAGCGACACAGAUGGAUCCAGUUCUCAACCCUAUCAUCACUGUGGUGGUGGGAAAGACUUUCGUUGUGACCUCUGUGGAAAAACUUUCAGUCGAAAAGACACCCUAAAAUUACAUCAACGUAGACACACUGGAGACAAACUGAAAUACUGCAAAGAAUGUGGGAGAAGCUUCCCCACAUCAAGUGACUUAAAACAACAUGAACUCAUUCACAGUGGGGUUAAAAAGCACCUCUGUGAUCAGUGUGGGUCAUCCUUUAUCAGUGCCGGUAUCCUUAAAACACACAAACGAGUCCACACAGGAGAGAAACCAUACAAGUGCAGACACUGUGACAAAAGCUUCUCACAUUCAAGUAGUCGUAACAAGCAUGAAUGUACACACAUGGAUAGAAACUACAGCUGUGACCAGUGUGACAAGAGCUUCAGGAAUCUCAGUUCAUACUCCGAACACAAACGAUCCCACGUUACUAAUAAACUGUUUCACUGUUACCAAUGUGCCAAAACAUUCACCUCAUUGUCUGCUCUGUGCAAACAUCAGCGUGAUCACUCAGGGCUGAAAUCACUCCCAUCACUGGAUCACAGUGAAUCUGAAGAGACAGAAAGAUCCUCUGGUUUCAGUGUCAGACUCAAAAAGCUUGAGAUCAGGCUCCACAGAGUUCAGACAGAAUCAUUUAAACUUGUGUUGAACUGAACUGGUUGCUGGGCUGAACUUCUACAUAAUACAGAUUUACAUGGGAUCUUAUUUUCUGUCGUUUUACUGAUUCAGUUUUCUCCUUUUUUCUCUGUCCUGGUUUUGCUCGUCUGUAAAUAAUUGAAACUCAGUCAAAUAGUUCAUUGUUCUCCAGCAAAAUGUUUUAGAAACUCAUGUUUAACCUUUAAAACUCUGACAUGUUUUAGCACACAAGGCUUCAUCGGGGAGUUCACUCAUGAUUGGACCAUGAGAAUAAAGGUUUUUAGUUCUUUCAAAGAGAGUCUUGGAGCUGUUUUUCAUUUCUAUAUGAUUCUUCUUGCAUCUAAACAAAGAUGAUUAUGAUGAUGAUGAGUCAUUUAUGAAAAAAGAAGUAAAAAACAAUAUUGUUGUAUGAGGAUUUUUAUGGCAGAUUUUGUGCAUCAACGUUUUUGUACAUGAAAAUGUUAAAAGGAUGCAAAGGAGGAGGAGGGCACAAGAACUCAGCACGUGAUACUGACUGGAAGCAACACAGCUGCUGUUGACAAAGCAGCAGAGUCAGAUAUGAAUGUGUAUUGAAUUCAUCGUGUAAAUAUACCAGAUUUAUCCACAUACGCUAGUUUUCAUCAUUUUUUUACUUUCAGUAAGUUUACUUUUAGUUUAUUUUUAGUUUCUUAAGACGCAGGAGAAUCUGAUUCAUCAUGAUUGAGCAUUUCAUUAAAGUAAUGUUUAAAAGACA
Pelmatolapia mariae (spotted tilapia) is the source of this 2347-nucleotide messenger RNA. Its product is annotated as zinc finger protein 271-like. The record is from RefSeq and is a predicted model, not a curated record. The transcript is spliced from 4 exons. Lineage: Eukaryota; Metazoa; Chordata; Actinopteri; Cichliformes; Cichlidae. Bases 325 to 1632 code for a protein of 435 amino acids.